CAAUAUGCGUUCGCGCAGCAAUUCAGGCGUACGCCUGGACUAUUACCAGCGCGUGGUGCAUCGCCUGAUUAUGUCCCAUCAGGAACCAGUCACCGGAUUGUUUCCAGCAUCCAAUGUAAAUUCACAUGCUUGGAUCAGAGACAAUGUCUAUUGCAUCUUGGCCGUGUGGGGUCUUUCAAUGGCCUAUAAGAAAAUUGCCGAUCAGGAUGAAGAUCGUGCCAAAUGCUAUGAACUGGAACAGAGCUGUGUUAAGCUAAUGCGUGGUCUCCUCAUGGCCAUGAUGAAUCAGAAGGAUAAAGUUGAAAAAUUCAAAAUGACCCAGAAUCCAUUGGAUUCGCUACAUGCCAAAUACUCUAGCACAAAUGGUCAACCUGUUGUUGGCGACGCCGAAUGGGGUCAUUUGCAAAUCGAUGCUGUCUCUUUGUAUCUUUUGAUUUUGGCCCAAAUGACUGCCUCCGGCCUGCAAAUUGUCUUCUCAUUGGACGAAGUGUCCUUUAUACAAAAUUUAGUAUUUUACAUUGAAUCGGCCUAUUGCAUCCCCGAUUAUGGCAUAUGGGAGCGGGGUGAUAAAACAAAUCACGGUGAACCUGAACUCAAUGCCAGUUCUAUUGGUAUGGCUAAGGCUGCUCUGGAGGCAAUGAACGAGUUGGAUUUAUUUGGUGCUCGUGGUGGUCCCGCCAGUGUAAUACAUGUCCUCGCCGAUGAGGCCCACAAAUGUCAGGCUGUAUUGCAAUCAAUGUUGCCACGUGAAUCGAAUAGUAAAGAAUUGGAUUCGGGUCUUUUGUGCGUAAUCGGAUUUCCCGCAUUUGCUGUCGAUGAUCCACAAUUGAUACGCAAUACCAAAGAUGCUAUUCUGCAACGUUUACAGGGUAAAUAUGGUUGCAAACGUUUUUUGCGGGAUGGUUAUCGUACACCGAAAGAGGAUCCAAGCCGUUUGUACUAUGAACGUUGGGAGCUGCGCAUGUUCGAGAAUAUUGAAUGUGAAUGGCCGUUGUUUUAUUGUUAUUUGAUAUUGUUUCAUGCAUUUCAAAAUGAUAAAAUGUCUGUUAAGGAGUAUGCAGAUCGGUUGGAGCAAAUCAUGGUACGUGGCGAUGAUGGUAUACUUCUAAUACCCGAAAGUUAUGCUGUGCCACCAGAUGCUGUCUCGCAAGAAUAUAAACAUCCCGGUUCGGCACCCAGAGAAGUUGUUGGCCGUUGUCCAUUUUUAUGGGGUCAAUCGUUGUUUAUAUUGGGACGACUAUUGCAAGAGGGCUUUUUAGCUGUUGGUGAAUUAGAUCCGCUGAAUCGUCGUUUGGGUGCCCAAAAGAAACCCGAUGUUGUUGUACAGGUGGUCAUUAUUGCCGAAGACAAUGAAAUUCGUGAUAAAUUGGCGGAAUCGGAUUUGCAUGUACAGACCAUUGCUGAGGUUGCACCCAUUGAAGUGCAACCCGCUCGUGUUCUCAGUCAUUUGUACACGUAUUUGGGUAGAAAUCGUAAAUUGGGUUUAACCGGACGUAAAUCACGUGAUGUGGGUAUAUUGAGUACAAGUAAAUUGUAUUCAUUGAAAGAUAGAAUAUUUGCCUUUACACCUCAGCAUAUCGAUUAUGAAGAAUAUUAUACUACACGAGAUCCUGACUUGCUUGCAAGUAAUUUCACCACCAAUUUAGCUUUCCUAACAAAUAAUUGGCGUCAUAUGUUAGGAAGACCUACCAUAACUUUAAUGGCAACACAUUAUAUGCUAGAUCAAGAUAAAAUACCCUUGGCGAUGAUACAAACAAUGCGUAAAUUAAAAUCUGGCUAUAUCAAUGGCACCCGUGUUAUGUUGGGUAAUCUAAAAGAUUUUCUCAAUACAUCGGCCAUCACAGAUUUAAGCUUCUUGGGUAGUACCGAAGAUGGUUAUCCGGAUCGUUUACAUCCCGACGUUCAAACCUAUUUAGAUGAACAUUUAUUGCGUUCGUUUAGUCAUCGUAAUAUGAUGAAUUUGAGAGCGGGACAAUUGAGGCCAAGACAAUUGAGACGACGUAUGUCGUGUAAGGGUGCCAUCAAGAAGACACGUUCGAUUAAUGUGGAUUCGGACACCUUGGGCAUGGAAGGACCCACACCCAUAACCGAAAGACGUUUAUCAUCGAUAAUUGCCCCACCCUGGUUGCAGGCAAAUAAACAGGCUCACUCAAGCACAUUUGCCAUAACACCUGAAGAAGCUCCCAACAACAACAGUAACAACACCACUACCAGUUCAGAUGUUUUGAUACGAGAAAAUAUCUAUCCCAUCGAUAUAAAUCACAGCCGUUCGUCAAUGGAAAAACGCAUACAAAAUGUUCCCAAAAUUCUUGUACAACGUCAUCGUACCGAUACAAAUUUUGCCGAUACAGAAGUUGAGGAGCUGAUUGCAAUGUUGCGUGAAACGGAAAAUCUCGAAGAACAAGGUGAUAUUUUACAAUAUUUGGUGGAUACGCAAGGAUUGGAUUUCAAUACAGCCGGCUUAGGACUUAAAAAUAAAACAUCUUCUUCUACUACUUCGCCUGAAAUCGAUUGCGCACUUGUGGAUGAAAUUCUUGAUUCCGAAACCGCUUUAAAAAGUCCCCUAUUUGCAAAGCCUCCCAUACCACCGCCACCCGUGGUGAUUAUAGAUGGAUCCAACUCCAAUAAUUCUUCUACGCCCCAUAAUAAUAAUAAUCAUGCCAACAUUACUAUUAAUAUAUCUCAAUCCGAAGGAAUGCUGGAAGAAGGUCGCGUCGUUACCGUUCGUGAUCUACUGAAAGGUCUUUACGAGAAGGCCUGCCAACAAAAACUUUGGGGUCUGGUCCGCCAUACAGCCGGUAUGUUGGGCAAGCGGGUUGAGGAUUUAGCCAAGGCCGUGACAGAUUUAUUGGUGCGUCAAAAACAAGUAACCGUUGGUAUGCCACCGAAUAAUGAAUAUACUAUAACGGCUCCGUUGCCCGAGGCUGAUCUUAGGCAAUUGAUACAUGAUGCCUAUGGUGAUGACGAAAGUACAGCUAUGUUAACGCAAGAGUUAAUGGUCUACUUGGCCAUGUUUAUACGCACAGAGCCCCAACUGUUCCAUGAAAUGUUACGUUUGCGUGUCGGCCUUAUUAUUCAGGUUAUGGCCAAAGAAUUAUCGCGUACUCUAAACUGUGAUGGCGAAGCUGCUUCAGAACACCUCUUGAACUUGUCACCAUUUGAAAUGAAGAAUUUGUUAUAUCACAUCUUGAGUGGCAAGGAAUUCGCCGUGAGCAGUGUUGCCCGUGGUAAUCUCUCGAUUGUCAGUUGCAAAUCGAGUCGUGUAAGUAAAAAAUCCCAAAUCGGUUUGGGUGAUCCGGAGGGUGAAGAUGCUAUAAUUGCAACUAUAGAUGAUCGUCAAGGCCAAUGGUUGAGACGUAGACGUUUGGAUGGUGCUUUAAAUCGUGUACCACGAGAUUUCUAUUCACGCGUUUGGAGUGUUUUGGAGAAGUGUCAAGGUUUGGCAAUCGAAGGACGUAUUCUACAACAAAGUUUGACACAAGAAAUGACUCCGGGAGAGUUGAAAUUUGCAUUGGAAGUUGAGACAGCUCUCAAUCAAAUACCACAACCGGAAUAUCGCCAACUCGUGGUGGAGGCUCUUAUGGUGCUGACAUUGGUCACUGAACAUAAUAUGGUGCCAAAUUUGGGUGGUAUAAUCUAUGUUGAACAUUUGGUUCACAAGGCAAAUCAAUUGUUUUUGGAAGAUCAACGUAAAGUGCAGGGCGAUGCUACGUUGUGCUGUGCCAAGUCCAAAGAUGGCAAUCAACAGCAUCAAGCUGCUUCGGGUAUGUUGUUGUGCGGUGGUGCUGCUUAUAUCUGUCAACAUUUAUAUGAUAGUGCUCCCAGCGGUAGUUAUGGUACCAUGACCUAUAUGGCACGCGCCGUGGCCUUGGUAUUGGAUUGUGUUCCUAAACAUGGUGAAAUGGAAUGUGCCAUUUGCUAAUAUGUACUAAUC
Musca vetustissima is the source of this 3934-nucleotide messenger RNA. RefSeq names its product probable phosphorylase b kinase regulatory subunit alpha. NCBI's taxonomy places the organism in Eukaryota, Metazoa, Arthropoda, Insecta, Diptera, Muscidae. Gene Ontology annotation, molecular function: calmodulin binding. Gene Ontology annotation, biological process: glycogen metabolic process. The transcript has 12 exons. Gene Ontology annotation, cellular component: phosphorylase kinase complex. The coding region runs from base 5 to 3922 and encodes 1305 amino acids. The record is from RefSeq and is a predicted model, not a curated record.